Molecule: messenger RNA, 4843 nt
Organism: Crotalus tigris (Tiger rattlesnake)
Lineage: Eukaryota; Metazoa; Chordata; Lepidosauria; Squamata; Viperidae
Gene: CUNH6orf118
Product: chromosome unknown C6orf118 homolog
Exons: 11
Coding region: 806-2254 (482 amino acids)
Source: RefSeq, a predicted model, not a curated record
UCAUCCACUUUUGCCAAAAUGGAAAAUUGUACUCUGGAUCAAUAAGAGCAACAAGCAUUCCUGAUGUUCCCACAAAUGUUUCUUGGUUACUUUUUGCUAACCAGAUGAUGUGGACAAAAUGGGGAUUUCUACAAGCUUCAAUUUUAUCAUUGCUUUUUAAACCAUGUCUAUAACUGGUUCCUUACGUCAUUCACCUUGCCUGAUGCACACAUUGUCACGUGUUGAGUAAUGUAAUUAGUUUCAGUCAGAUGAUCCAGCAAGAAAAUAAGUUGCAUUUUUCAAAUGCAAUGUCUCUGUGAAGAAAAGAUACCAUGCAGGAACAUAAUAUUUAGGAAAGGUUUGUUUUUUAAUGAGAAGUUUCUCUCCUGCACUGUUGCUUAACAGCCACAAAGCAGAACUUGGAAUGUUUGAUUGGUUUCCUUGCCUACAUACCAAGGUAACAGCAGAUAUGCCACUUUACGGAGCUUGUGAAAUUGACGUGCCUAGAAGCAUUACAGAAGCUGUUGACAAGUUGAUUGAAGCAGAACUGGGAAGCUUGUAGCAUUUCAUAUAACCAUAGCCUCCAAAUUCCAUCAGCUUCAACCAGCGUGGUCAAUAAUUAAGGAUGAUGGAGAUAAUUUGAAUAUGACAUAAAUAUUAAAACCAGCAAGGACAUUUUCAGAUGGCUGCUUCUUAUCAAGGUGUCUGGAUGUUUCAGGUCAAAGCUGACCUCCACAUGCAGUGAAGUCAAUUCUUCUGCUUACAUCCUACAGGCUGAGUUAGCAGCAACUAAAGAAUCCUGGUUGCUCAAGGACUAACAUUUCAUAUGGCGGAAAGGAAGCAAAAAUCCCAACUGACAGAGCUUUUAGAUGAAGUGGAAAAGGCUCACAAAUCUGAGAUCCGUCUCUAUGUGUCAGGCCAUCUAAACCAUAAUAAACUCUUCAAGCCCCCUAAAUCUACAAAAUACAACUAUUGGGAGAGUGCCAAAAGAACCACUUUACGGUCUGCCAAGGAGGAUGCCCUUGAGGGAUCCCAUGAAAUGCUGGAAAAGGGCAGCAGUAGCAAGGAUGUUCCUCCGGUGCCUGUCUGUGCCAAAUCUGCUUCCCCAUUGGGUUAUCCGUCCCCAGUCCACCCGGCCAGCUUUAGAACACCAGUAAGUGUGUCACUUGGUACCACUGCUUUCAAGCUACAAAAGAAGGAGGCUCCUGAGAAACCACAAGAUGAAGCCAGCACAUUUCAAAAGCAGCUUAUACGAGAAGAGCUGGACAUUCCAGAAAUGAAAUUGUUGAAAUUCAGACGACUCAAGAAUAGCAGGCUUUGCGUCACAAAGGAGUUUAAAGACGAAUACCGGUUCUUACCUUCCUAUUUGGCUGGUGUGACUAAAAAGGACCAAUAUAACAAGUUCAUGCAAGUUCAGAAGGAGUACAUUGCCAAGCAGGAUUUGCUGGAGAAUGAUUUCAUUGGGAGCAAGUCAACAGAGCGCCAUGAAAAAAAGUUGGCCCAGGCACUCCAGAAUAUCUGUGAUUGCAGAGGUCCACAUUUCUACCGAUUACAGGCUAUUGGUCAAGUGUUUGAAGAUAUCUGUAAUAGUUCCUUGAUAUUUGGUGACAUAUUGAAGGAAGUGAAAAAUGAAUAUGAGCUUUACAUGGUGAUCCUGCUGGAUUCUUUGCCUGCAACACAAUACAGAACCUUGCAAGAGCAAGUCAAAGGCCUGAAAAAAAGAAUGGUGAUGACUCAUGAAAUAGAAGAGAGCAGACAGACAAUACAGGACCUUGUGCAGAAAAGCAAAUUGGCUUUAGCAAGAAAUGAAGAACUUAGAAACAAAUUGGAAAUUGAACUUUGGGUGAGCCAGACAGGCAGAACAGCAACAAAAAAGGAAGAGGGUGACAAAGCAGUGGAAAAAGAAACUUCUGUAGCCAGUGCUGAGCUGCUGACAUCUCUGAGGUGCCAAAUCAUUAUGAAAUGGGAGGAAAUCCAAGCAAUUGAGAAAGAAAUUAAAAACACGAUGACUUUCAGUGGCAUUAUUAAUACUAAACAAAAGACUGUGAAAGAAUUAGAGGCAGAAGCAAGCAAACUCGAAGCUUCAAACAAGUUUCUAAAAAUACAAAUAAGGGAUGCUGAACAUAGUAUCAGAGUAGCACUAAAAAGGCAGAAGUUUAAUGAAGCAAACCAGAGGUGUUUGUGGGAGUUAGUGAGGGACUUCUUGCAACCUCAUGGAGAAGACAUCCUUGAAACCUCAUUUGGGUUAUUUUCUCAGACAUCCUUUCAUCAUUGAUUUAAGUUGUAGGACACAAAUGCUCCUAUGGAAAAAUGGAUGGUGUGAGAAUUGCAUUAAACCAUGCUAUUUGCAUAAAAACAAACAGCAAGUGGGAAGAUGGCCAGCAGAUUGACAUUUGAGAUCUCUACCUAACAAGCAGGCACUAAAUGAAGAUGGCUGCUGUAGAAUUUUCAUUGCAUUCUACCUUAGUAAUACAGUGAUUGCUAGUUAUGAUUCUGACUGAGAUUCUACCACCAUAUUUGGUUUAUUAAUUGCUCAUUUAUCUUCUCUAUUGUCAUAAAUACUUGAAAAGUAAAAAUAUUUCUCUUUAAGAAGUAACAUGACUGACAGACCAGAAUUAUGAACUUUAUUGAGACCUUUCAACAUUUUUCAAUGGAGGCAAUAAGAAAGAAAAUGCAUUAUUCGGUGUUAAAAAUUCCUCCCCCCCCCUCCUCCUCCUCCUCUUCCUCCUCCCUCUCCACUAUCCUUAUUGCUUUCACCUGUCUGUUGACUGUGUAACUGAUGUCUCAUAAUGUGGUAUAUAUUGCUUGCAGUAUAUGUUUUGAAUUAUCCAUUCAAUUGCAUUUGUGGGGGUUAGUGUUUGUUCUAUUUAUUAUGAGUAAUUUUAAUGGAAAUAUAUAUAUAUAUAUAAUAUAUGGUUAGAAUUAGCAUAUAAUUAUAUACUAUGUACUUAAACUUUCAACAGGUGUGGAGAACCAUUGUAUUAAUGCUAGUGGUAUUAUUGGGAAAAGGGUGUUGUCAGGAAAACAAAGUUCCUUAGUUCAGUGGUAGGCGCUACAGCCACUCAUAUGUUCCAUCCUACUUUGCAAUCCUUAGAGGCUCUCCACUUUCCCAGAAUGAGCAUGGCUAAAACUGUAGUGAUUUGAGGAGGUUAAGGGUUCCCAAAAGAGCCUUCAAUUCUACCUGCUUUUCCCACGGAGGAGUAAAAGCCUAUUAAAUCUACCCAGUCUCCUUCACCAAAAGAUGAAAAAUUGGGCUCUGCUUAUUUCAAUUAUGUUCUGGUGGCACCAGCCAUAGAGGGCAUUGAAGGCUAUAUAACUUCUUGUUUUUUAAAAAAGUCCCUCUUACUAAAGGAAAUUCCCCAUUGUUGGUUCACUUCAAAAGUAACUUCUGUCCUUCAAAACCUUUUGCUUCAAUUUAAUUUGAGUUAGUAACUCCAAAGAUUGCAGCAGUGAGGAGUUAUUUGUGUCCACGUGUAACCCUAAUAAAAAACCAAUAGCAUGAAAUAUGGGGAAGCCGAUAACCAUUACUAAAUUUGAUCUCUUGCAUUUUUAGUCCUGUCUUUUUGUUUCUAGGUUUUUGUUUUUGUUUUCCUUAUAGGGCUGUUCUUUCAAUAAGGCUGAUGUUUACUCAGUUACAACUCUUUGAUAUAUGGACGAUAAAAAUAUAAAGAUUAAUUUUCUGCGUUACAAUCUAGUUAUAAAUUAUUGUACUGAAUAUGCAGAUUAUAACUCUGGUAUGCUAAGUUGGCUAUGAUUUGAACAGUACUGAUAGAUUUUCCAUGAAUUGUGGGUGGGUGGGGAAUUAAUGAGAAGUACUGGAAAUGACAGGUCUUCCAAGAAAUCAUAGAGAGAGAAAAAGAUAUAAGACAAGUAAUUUACAGUUUAUCUCAGAAAGCUGCUUCUUUAGGAAUCAGUUCUCUGCUGGUGAUUCUUUCCAUAUGUUUACUCAUGAAACUCUUUGAUUUUUAGUAUCAUUACACUUCUACUGUUAUAGAGUAAAAGGAUCUCUACUUUAUGACUUGGAUGCAAAAAUCAUUCCAUUUGAAUGGAAUGUAACUCAGUUUAUUCAGGAGGAGUGACUUACUGGUUCCAUCUGCAAAACCCAUGGACCCACGAUGAAGAAGCUGCAAGUGAGAAUUAAUCAUAUAAUUCUGCAGAAUCAAGUAAAAAUCACAAGGAAUUUCUUGGUUAUUAGGGUCUGAUGCAAUAAUAGCAAAGUAGAUACCAAUAGAAGAACAUAAGAUAUCACAAGGAAGAACUCAGAUUGUACUAUAACUCUGGACUAACCAAUUUAUAUGGGUGCACUGGCAGGAUGGCAUCUUGGCUAUAAGCAAUGGUACUUACCAACAUUUCUACUGGUAAUUCAAUCUAUGGAACAAGCACAUGCACAGGAAUCAAGCACAACCUUGAUUUAGCUGACCCUUGUUUAUCAUAGAUUCAGACUCUUUGAAGACCAGUGCAGAACUCAGAGGAAUGAAACAAUAUGUUAUUGUGUACUAUCUCUCCAACAACCUUAUAAAUAGUUGGAAUUGUCUCCCAAGGCUGUGGGAGAUCCAGGGACAAAGGAGCAGAGGACUUUGCUUCAGGAUUCUGGCUAUCUGUAAGGAAUAGGUAACUCCUCUGCUUAGACAUUGUGUUAAACUUUAAUUUAUUUUGUCUGUUUGUGUUUGUAGCCUUAUUGACACUACUAUUUCCUACUAAUGAUACAUUCUGUGUAACUUCAGACUGUUUUCUCAUUUUUAAAUUCUUCAUAUUAAUUUAAGAACUGAAAUCUAUCUCACUGAUUAUAGUAAGACAGAACCAUCUUGUAAAAUGCCUGGAAUGCUAUGUUUUGCAUAUAUAUAUAACAUUGAAUAUGUGUGUG